Helicoverpa armigera (cotton bollworm) is the source of this 966-nucleotide messenger RNA. RefSeq names its product arrestin domain-containing protein 2-like. Lineage: Eukaryota; Metazoa; Arthropoda; Insecta; Lepidoptera; Noctuidae. The record is from RefSeq and is a predicted model, not a curated record. Gene Ontology annotation, cellular component: cytoplasm. Gene Ontology annotation, biological process: protein transport. The transcript has a single exon. Bases 1 to 966 code for a protein of 321 amino acids.
AUGAGUCCCAAGUGUCAGAUAAUUAUAAACGGCCUAAGAGAAGGACAUUUGAUAGCCGGGCAACGUGUGACAGGAACAGUGAAGUUUGCUAUCUAUAAGACAAUUCGGUACGACAGUAUUGAUAUUUUAUUCGUGGGCUGUGGACAGUGUUAUUUUACAAGUGAACUUUUAGAUGGAGAAUAUGAAACAAUUACGCUCAGCAACGAGGAACGGUAUGUCUUCAUCAACAAGAAUUUAUUUAAACCAGCUGAAGACCAGAUGUUUGAGCCUGGAGAUUAUGAAUACCCAUUUGAGUUUUCGCUCCCAGAUGAUGUACCAUCGUCAGUUAAGACUGCCUCUUGUGACAUACAGUACAAAAUUUUCGUGAAAUUUUCACGAAAAGGAACUUUUAUCUCUAAAAGUGAAAAUGAUCUUACAGUGCCUGUUUAUGGAUAUGUGAAGCCCUGCAGUCGACAGCCAUUAACCUUUAAAGUCGAGAAAAAACUACUUUCCUUCAAUCCAAACAAUAAGAUCACAGUAAAGGGAGAAAUAGACAGAACAUGUUUAAAACCAGGCGAUAGCAUUCAUCUGACGAUGACGGUGACGAAUGACUCAAAUGUCGACAUUUAUAUCAAAAGUCAGCUCGUUUAUUUCAACACUUAUAUAUCUAAAGGGGAAUCUCCCUCUAAACACAUUGAAAAAGGGAGCAUACCAGGGACCAAAGAAACUUCUCCUACUAUAAGGGCAAAUAGUGUGUUAGAACUAGAAAGAACUAUACCAAUACUUGAUACGUUAUAUUCGAUACAAAAUUCGAAGAUAAUGGUCGGAGAAUUUAAGGUUAAAGUGACGGUUAAAGCACCUUUUCCUCAUGGUAAAGCAUAUGCACGAGUCCCAGUAGUGAUUGGAUGGAGAAAAGAAGAACACGAGAGUCUUAUCCAGCGUGAUCUGCCACCUUCAUAUUCAGAAGCUAUCAGAGGAAAUAAUUAG